CUGAAAGUUGCCAGUUAGCAAGUUCCAGGCAGCCAGAAGCUAGGAUAAGCAUCCCAGGCCUGCCACCUAAGCGCUGCAGAAAGAUAGAGAAAGGCGAAAGACCGGAGGGCUGUCAACCCAGACAGCACUAAAAGAGAGUAUGGUGCGAGUCACCUUCCACAAGCUGCAAACGACAAAGAGCCCCCCGGGCCGCUGCUCCCACUCGGCCACAGCCGUAGACAACGGCGUACUAAUACUAGGAGGCGGCCGCGCGAACGACGGCUCGUCGAACGGCCAGCCCGCGUUCGUCCACUUUUGCGACGCCUGGUUCCUGGACCCGCAGGACGCGCAGUGGCGCGAACUGACGAUCGAGAGCCCAUUUACCGCGCGGCGGGGCCACUCCGCCUUGCUGCACGAGCGACAACUGAUAGUCUUCGGCGGCGUCGCCGACAGCGGCGCGGGCGGCCCCGUGGAGCGAUUGAUAGAGGGCGACCAGCAGCUCGUUGUUUUUGAUGUGGACCGAGACGUGACACGGCUCUCGCGCACAAUGAUGGAAACGACGGGCGCGCCGCCGCGGCCGCGACGGGCCCACGCCGCCUGGCUCUCGGGCCAUACGAUGCUCGUGUACGGGGGCUUCAUGCAGACGCUCCAGGAAAUACAGGAGGGCGUGCUCGACGCCAUCGACGCGGCGUCGGCGCUCCACGCCUUGGACCUGGCGACGUGGACGUGGUCGCGCGUCGACGCGCGGCCGCCGAUGCGACCGCCCGCGGCCGUGGGAGGCCGAGACGCGUCGGAGGAGUGGGCGCGCCGAGCCUCGCGCGGCGUCGCCCUCGCGGGGUGCUGCUCCCUCAGAGGUAUUUCUGUGCUUGUUGGUGGUGUUAGUUCUACGGUCGGAGUCGGCGGCGGCGUGCUCGGCUAUUCCGCGGGGCAGUGGACCAAUUUUAGGGACGCCGGGUCGAGGCGCCACCUCGUCCCUGUCGACGGAGAGGCUUGGACGCCGCGCUGCUCGCCGGCCUGUGCGGCGUACGGUGACCGCUUCGUGGUGCUCUUCGGCGGGUCGGCGGUGCCGCAGGACAUUAACGACGCCGCCCGGGACCUGAACGACGUUGUUGUGUUCGACGUCGCCGCCCCGCGGGCACCGGCCUGGCGGGCCGCGAACAAGGAAUCCCUUCAGGUGACCGGCAUUGGCGGGCAUCCAGAGGGCCUGCUAACGAUCGAGCGCUGCAACGCCACGGGCGCGGUGGUGGAGACGUUGCAUACAUUUGAACUGCUAACGGUCGCGCGGGCCACGUUUGAUCAACUGAGCGAGACCGGAAUGACGACUGCCGGCUGGCUCGAGCUGCGUCACGGGCCGGAUGUCCUGAAGACGACGGAGUGGCGCGUCCGGACGCCUACGCCAUUCGAACGGAACGCCGCGUCGCUGACAUCUAUCAAAACUGUGGGCGGCGAGGAGGCGCUUGUGUUGUUUGGUGGAGGCGUCUAUCCGGACAGGUAUUACGACGACACGCACAUUUUACAUUUGGAGGACUUGCCGGCCGCGUCGGCAGCGCCGGCGCGACCCCCGCCGCCGUUGGCGAAUCUGUGUCAGACCGCUGUUGCUGGGGAAAUUACUGACGACAACGUGUUCGAAAUGCUGAUGUUCGCCGACGACCGCCAGUUGGCCGACCUGCGCACGGCUUGUUUGAAACAUGUCCAGCUGCGCUGGAGUUCGAACCUUCGUCACUGGUGGCACAAUGCGCACAACGCGUCGCCCUUCCCUGGCAAGCGACCAGCAGGCGUACCAGGCGCCGACGCCGCGUUGCAGGCCCCGUCCCUCAAAAGCGACGUCGAACGCGCGCUCCGGGGCAUCUGAUGUUUGUGUGUUCAAGUUCCUAAUUUUACAUGUAU
This is a messenger RNA of Pelagomonas calceolata, 1866 nucleotides long. The record is from the annotation of a GenBank genome assembly. NCBI's taxonomy places the organism in Eukaryota, Pelagophyceae, Pelagomonadales, Pelagomonadaceae.